AUGAUUUCUUUGACCGAGUGCAAUCAAACCGGCACCGCAGGCAAGCCUGAUGACGAUGAGUUCUUCGACCGCGUGCAGUCCAACCGCCACCGCAGGCAAGCCAGGAUCGCCCUGGGAGGGGUGAAGAGCGCGGGAGACGGGGCAGGCGCGGCAGGGGGAGCGGGAGGGGCGGCGGGGGCAGGAGGGCGGAAAGGGGCAGGCGGUGUGGUGACAGCAGUUGACCUGCUGGAGGAGAGGCAUGGGCUGCAGGAGCGACUGAGAGAGGUGGAGGGGCAGGUGGCAGAGGAGAGGAGGAGGAGAGAGGAGGCGAGUGGGGAGGGAGUGGAGAGAGUGGAGGGAGGAGGGGAGGGGGAGGGCGUUGGUGGUGAGGUGGCGCUGGAUCCUCUGGAUGCCUUCAUGUCGGCUGUGACCACAAAGAUAGAAAUGGACAAAUUAGGGACGCUGACAAGGGAGGCCGCCCGGCUGUCAGGCGAGCUGGAGCGGGUGGCAGCACUGCUACAGCUGGCAGACCCUUCAGGAGAGGCAGAGGCCAAAAGAAGCAGCAGAUGUGGCGGUCAAAAGGAGGGAACAUCACGAGGGAGGGGCGGCAGCGGAGGAGGAAGAGGGGAAGAUGGGAGAGAAAUGGAGGGAACAGGGGAUGGGGGAAGCUCAAAAGCAGGAAGCUGCAGGGGGGAGUGUGGGAGAGAGGAAGAUUGA
Messenger RNA from Closterium sp. Naga37s-1, 696 nucleotides. NCBI's taxonomy places the organism in Eukaryota, Viridiplantae, Streptophyta, Zygnematophyceae, Desmidiales, Closteriaceae. The record is from the annotation of a GenBank genome assembly.